AUGACCUCUUCUGUCAAAGCUGAAGGCACAUGGACAACUCAGGAAGAUAUUGUGUUGUGUCAGUGUUGGGUGAAAGUUAGUCAUUGCCCUGUCACGGGCAAUGAGAUGAAGUUCACUCAUAUGUGGAGCAAAAUUCAUGGAGAAUUUUGUGAAAGAUCGGGUUUGAUUCGGACCGAAAUGGCCUUGUCUAGUAGAUGGAAAAUUAUGAAUAGAGAGUUAGGGAAAUGA
Prunus armeniaca (apricot) is the source of this 228-nucleotide messenger RNA. Lineage: Eukaryota; Viridiplantae; Streptophyta; Magnoliopsida; Rosales; Rosaceae. The record is from the annotation of a GenBank genome assembly.